Messenger RNA from Lates calcarifer (barramundi perch), 2173 nucleotides. It is a transcript of the gene ezra, whose product is annotated as ezrin a. Gene Ontology annotation, molecular function: cell adhesion molecule binding; actin binding. The transcript has 13 exons. NCBI's taxonomy places the organism in Eukaryota, Metazoa, Chordata, Actinopteri, Centropomidae. Gene Ontology annotation, cellular component: plasma membrane; microvillus; adherens junction. Bases 156 to 1919 code for a protein of 587 amino acids. Gene Ontology annotation, biological process: positive regulation of early endosome to late endosome transport; positive regulation of protein localization to early endosome; regulation of cell shape. The record is from RefSeq and is a predicted model, not a curated record.
UUCAAAGGACACAAGCCCUGCCCUUGAGUCUGCCGGCGAGAGCGAAGCAGCUUUCUUUAUCAGGUGGAGGUUCUGCUGGGAGUCGGCCACUGCAGCCUCGGUCAGCCUGGGAAACACUUUCUUCUGCUGGAGCUCGUCCACCAACCAGAGCCAAGAUGCCCAAAACAGUCAACGUCCGCGUCACCACGAUGGACGCAGAGCUCGAGUUCUCCUUCCACCCCAACACCACAGGGAAGCAGCUCUUUGACCAGGUUGCCAGAACCAUCGGCCUUCGUGAGAUCUGGUACUUCGGGCUGCAGUUUGUUGACGCCAAAGGAUUCAUCACAUGGCUGAACCCUGAAAAGAAGGUGAUGGCCCAGGAUGUGAAGAAGGAGACUCCCCUGCAGUUCAAGCUGAAGGCCAAGUUUUACCCGGAGGACGUGACCGAGGAGCUGAUCCAGGACGUCACCAGGAGGCUCUUCUUCCUGCAGGUGAAGGAGGGCAUCCUGGGAGAGGAGAUCUACUGCCCUCCAGAGUCUGCCGUGCUGCUGGCUUCCUACGCCAUCCAGGCAAAGUACGGGCAGUACAACAAGUCAGUGCACCACCCGGGCUACCUGUCCUCCGAGCGCCUGCUGCCCAAAAGAGUCCUGGAACAACACAAGCUGUCCAAGGAGCAGUGGGAGGACAGAAUCCAGGUCUGGCACGACGAGCACGGAUCGAUGCUGAAGGAAGAGGCCAUGAUUGAGUACCUGAAGAUCGCUCAGGACCUGGAGAUGUACGGCGUCAACUACUUUGAGAUCAAGAACAAGAAAAACACAGACCUGUGGCUGGGAGUCGACGCUCUGGGACUCAACAUCUAUGAGAAGGAGGACAGGCUGUCUCCAAAGAUUGGAUUCCCCUGGAGUGAAAUCAGGAACAUUUCUUUCAAUGACAAGAAAUUUGUCAUCAAGCCCAUAGACAAGAAAGCCCCUGAUUUUAUUUUCUAUGCUCCACGGCUGCGAGUUAACAAGCGCAUCCUUCAGCUGUGCAUGGGCAACCAUGAGCUGUACAUGCGCCGCCGCAAGACCGACACCAUUGAGGUUCAGCAGAUGAAGGCUCAGGCCAAAGAGGAGAGGCUGCAGAAGAAGAUGGAGAGGGAUCAGCUGGAGAGUGAGAAGAAGAAGAGGGAGGCCAUCGAGAGAGAGAAGGAGCAGAUGGAGAGGGAGAAGCAGGAGCUGAUGAUGAGGCUCUACGAGUUUGAGGAGACGACCAAGAGAGCAGAGAGAGAGCUUCAGGAGCAGCUGGACCGGGCCAUGAGGCUGGAGGAGGAGAGGAGGAGGGUGGAGCAGGAGGCGGCCCGGCUGGAGGCUGAGAGGAUGGAGGCCAUAAUAGCCAAGGAGGAGCUGGCCAGGCAGGCUGAGGACCAGAUAAAGAGCCAGGAGCAGCUGGCUGCAGAGCUGGCCGAGUACAGCGCCAAGAUCUCUCUGCUGGAGGAGGCCAGAAGAGUCAAGGAGGAGGAGGCUGAGUCAUGGCACAGCAAGGCUAAGGAAGUGGAGGAGAGUCUGAUCAAGACAAAGGAGGAGCUGCACAGUGUCAUGAGCUCCACUAACUCGGCUCCUGCAGCCGCUCCUGCUUCCUCCUCCUCCUCCUCGGACAGCGAGAGCGACCAUGAGCACAGCGAGGAGAACAGCACCUACAGCGCUGAGCUGCAGACGCAGGGCAUCAACGACCACCGCCAUGAGGAGGAGAGGCUGACCGAGGCCGAGAAGAAUGAGCGCCUGCAGAGACAACUCAAGGCCCUGAGCUCAGAGCUGGCACAAGCCCAAGACGAGAACAAGAAGACCCAGAACGACCUGCUCCAUGCCGAGAACGUCCGGGUCGGCCGCGACAAGUACAAGACCCUGCGUCAGAUCCGUCAGGGCAACACCAAGCAGAGGAUUGAUGAGUUUGAGGCCUUGUAGAAACCUCAGAGACCUGAAGAUCUCUCCCCAAAUACCUCAUUGUUUCUCCCUCCCUCCCUCUUUUAAUUUAAAGUGUGUUGUAAUUGCAGUCCACACCUGAUCUUAAAGACCCAGUGAAAGCACAGAGCUGAUAAUGGUACCAUCAUGGGUUUUAUCAGUUUAACUUCUGCUUGAAAGCACUGUGUUUUGGUUUGUUUUUUUCUUUGUAACCCUCAAGCAUCUCCAGUGUGCCAUUAAAACACACAGUAAUGCUA